AAAAUCUGGACCCAAUUAUUUACCAAAAAAAAAAAAAAAGAGAAUCUGGACCUAGUUCCCUUGCUGCCAAUCACACUUCAAAGUUAAAAAGUUUCAUACACUUGAAAUUUUCAUUGAAAACCCGCGGAAAAAGCAAAAAUGCAAUUCCGAGUAUAAACCACACGCAAAGGCAAAACACCACCACCCCGACACCCCUUAAAAUCCUGGAAGGCAGUGAAGUGAACUCGAAUGGAUCCAAUCAAAGCAGCAAAUGAACUAUCUUUCCGGGUCGGAUUCUCCGGCCACAGUGGACACCUCCGGUUAGAGCCUCUCUUCACUGUGGAAGGCUCUAACCCCAUCAACUCCCUUCCCGAUUUUAUUCUGCCACCUGCAUUUCCUAAGGAAACACCUGAAUCAAUAAAAGCAUAUUUGGAAGAGACAUAUCUCUUGCCGAGAUUGGACACUGAAGAAUUUUCACCGCAAAAUGCUGGGAGGCAGUGGGAUUUUGAAUGGUUUGACAAGGCAAAUGUGCCCUUAGAGCCAUCAUUGCCACGGUCCAUCAUAAUUCCCACCUGGGAAUUACCUUUUAGACGUCGCCAAACGCAAGGAAAAUGGGAGCCCGGUUCUGUACAGGUGGAUGUCUCAGAAUUAACAGCAGGAGCUCUAGAAUCUGGUUCAUUGCCGCGUAUGACUAGCACUGCGAAGGACUUUGUAAGAGGAAGCCUCAAUAAACGCCCUUUUCGUCCAGGAGGUUUAGAUGAUUCUCAAUCCUCAGAAAGAAUCCUUCCUGAAGGUGCUUCUAAUGGAGAAUGGGUCCAAGAGCUACUGAAUGGUGGCGCUGCCCAAGCAGUUCCUCCAAGCUUUAAGCAAGGAUUGGACCUUGGUGAUCUCAAGGCAUAUCCAUAUGCUUGGAAUGUUUACAAGGAGCAAAGUUCACUCAAGUGCACAUCAUAUGAAAAGAUGUGUUUGCAGAAUGAGUUGUCCGUACAGUUUGAUGAUUUAUUCAAGAAGGCUUGGGAAGAGGAUGUCACUGAAUUUGAGGGGGAUGUUCAUUUGUCAGAAAAUGAAUCUGUUAACUCAGAAGCUGAAGCAGAAAAGGUAGUUGUGCCCAGCAAUGCUGCUGACACUGAAUUGUCUGCAUUGGAUGAGAUUUUAUCAGUUCCAGCCGAAGGAUCGAUGUCAGCAUUGGAUGAAAUUGUGGAUGGUGGUGGACAGCACAAGAAGGAGGCCUGGGCUGUUCGUGGAGGUAACGAAGGGAUCGCUGAGCGCUUUUAUGAACUUGUUCCUGACAUGGCACUUGAUUUUCCUUUUGAAUUGGAUAAAUUCCAGAAGGAGGCCAUAUAUUAUCUUGAAAAAGGGGACUCUGUUUUUGUUGCUGCUCAUACAUCAGCUGGAAAGACAGUUGUUGCAGAAUAUGCGUUUGCUUUGGCAUCCAAGCAUUGCACAAGAGCUGUGUAUACUGCUCCAAUUAAAACCAUCAGCAAUCAGAAAUAUAGGGAUUUCUGUGGGAAAUUUGAUGUUGGACUUCUCACUGGAGACAUUAGCUUGAGGCCCGAGGCUUCUUGCCUCAUUAUGACAACUGAAAUAUUAAGGUCAAUGCUCUACCGGGGUGCUGACAUUAUACGUGAUAUUGAAUGGGUUAUCUUCGAUGAGGUGCACUAUGUCAAUGAUGUUGAAAGAGGUGUUGUUUGGGAAGAAGUUAUUAUCAUGCUUCCAAGACAUAUCAAUAUUGUCCUCCUUUCAGCAACGGUACCUAACACAGUUGAGUUUGCUGACUGGAUUGGGCGGACAAAGCAAAAGCAAAUCCGUGUUACAGGGACCACCAAAAGACCAGUCCCAUUGGAGCACUGUCUGUUUUACUCUGGAGAGCUUUAUAAAAUAUGUGAAAAUGAAAUUUUUAUGCCUCAAGGAUUCAAAGCUGCAAAAGAUGUAUUCAAGAAAAAGAAUAUGACUGCUCGUAAUACUGGAUCACAUGCCGCGCAUACAGCAGGGAAUGGUGGAGCUCGAUCUCAUAAACGUGAUAAUUCUACUUGGGGAAAGCAGAAUAAGCAUUUUGGUUCCCAUAGUUCAGGGAACUUUUCUGGAGGUGGUGCUGGUUAUCAAAACAAUGGCAAUAACCUUAACAAUUGGGGUUUAAGGCGAUCAGAUGCUUCGUUGUGGUUGUUACUCGUCAACAAGCUCUCAAAGAAGUCUUUAUUACCUGUUGUUAUAUUUUGUUUCUCAAAGAAUCGCUGUGAUAAAUCAGCUGAUAGUAUGGCUGGUACUGACCUUACUAGUAGUUCUGAGAAAAGUGAGAUACGUGUUUUCUGUGACAAAGCAUUUUCACGGUUGAAGGGAUCUGACAGAAUUUUACCUCAGGUUGUGAGAGUCCAAAAUCUGCUCCUUAGAGGGAUUGCCGUGCAUCAUGCUGGGCUGCUCCCAAUUGUCAAGGAAGUUGUUGAAAUGCUCUUUUGUCGUGGUGUGAUCAAGGUUUUGUUUUCUACGGAGACAUUUGCAAUGGGGGUUAAUGCCCCUGCAAGAACGGUUGUUUUCGAUACAUUAAGAAAAUUUGAUGGAAAGGAAUAUAGACAAUUACUACCAGGAGAAUACACCCAAAUGGCAGGUCGUGCUGGCAGAAGAGGACUUGAUAAAAUUGGUACAGUCAUUGUAAUGUGCCGUGAUGAGAUCCCAGAAGAGAGGGAUUUGAAGCAUAUUAUGGUUGGAAGUGCAACCAGGCUAGAAUCUCAGUUUCGGUUGACCUAUAUUAUGAUUCUGCAUCUCCUCCGUGUUGAAGAAUUGAGGGUGGAGGACAUGCUGAAAAGGAGUUUUGCUGAAUUCCAUGCUCAAAAGAAACUACCAGAGCAACAACAACUUUUAAUGCUAAAGCUUGCUCAGCCUACAAAAGCAAUUGAAUGUAUAAAAGGUGAACCAGCCAUUGAGGAAUAUUAUGAGAUGUACUUAGAAGCUGAGAGGUGCAGCAAUGAAAUAUUAGAAACAGUCAUGCAGUCCUCUACUGCCCAACAGUUUCUGACUCCUGGAAGAGUAGUAGUUGUGAAGUCACAAACACAGUCUCAGGACCACUUGCUCGGAGUCGUUGUUAAACAACCUUCAGCUGUUAUUAAACAAUACAUUGUCCUAGUGCUGAAACCUGAAAUAUCAUCACCACAAAUUCCCCUGGCUGGUGGCAGUUCUCAAGAUAGCAAAACUGCUGAUUUUCCACAUGGUUAUAUGUUGAUGCCAAAAUCAAAACGUGCUCUUGAAGAAGAGUAUUGUUCUUCUGUCACCUCUCGCAAAGGAUCCGGUGUCGUGAAGAUAAACCUACCACACCAGGGUUCUGCUGCUGGGGUGCAUUAUGAAGUUAGAGGUGUUGAUAACAAAGAAUUUUUAUGCAUAUGCAACUGCAAAAUAAAGAUCGAUCAAGUUCGGCUUCUUGAAGAUGGUGCCAGUGUUGCUUACUCUAAGACAGUUCAACAGCUGCUGGAUACAAAACCUGAUGGGAAUAAGUACCCUCCAGCUGUACAUCCAUUAAAAGAUCUGAAGUUGAAAGACAUGACUCUUGUGGAAAAAUACAAUAAGUGGACUAACCUGCUGCAAGACAUGGCAACAAACAAGUGUCAUGGGUGUAUCAAAUUGGAGGAGCACAUUAAGAUAGCCAGAGAGAUAAGGAGGCAUAAAGAGGAAGUUAAUUCUCUCAAGUUUGAAAUGUCAGAUGAAGCACUUCAACAAAUGCCGGAUUUCCAGGGCCGGAUUGAUGUUUUGAAGGAAAUUGGCUGUGUAGAUGCGGAUCUUGUUGUGCAAAUAAAAGGCCGUGUUGCAUGUGAGAUGAAUUCAGGAGAAGAGUUGAUAUGCACGGAGUGUCUAUUUGAAAAUCAAUUGGAUGACCUGGAACCAGAAGAAGCCGUAGCAUUAAUGUCUGCCUUUGUGUUUCAGCAGAAGAAUAUUUCUGAAACUUCUCUUACACCCAAGUUGGCUAAGGCCAAACAGAGAUUGUAUGAUACAGCAAUAAGACUGGGAGAACUUCAAGCCAAGUUCAAACUUCAGAUAGACCCUCAGGAGUAUGCCCAAGAGAAUCUCAAGUUCGGUCUUGUUGAAGUGGUUUAUGAAUGGGCAAAGGGCACUGCAUUUGCAGAUAUAUGCGAACUUACAGACGUUCCUGAAGGCCUAAUAGUGAGGACCAUUGUCAGACUGGAUGAAACAUGUCGCGAAUUCAGAAGUGCUGCAGCCAUCAUGGGUAAUUCUGCGCUUUAUAAGAAAAUGGAAACUGCUUCGAAUGCAAUAAAGCGUGACAUUGUUUUUGCAGCCAGCUUAUAUGUAACUGGAGUCUAAUCCCCAUCAUAACUUGAAGGUAUACCUUUUCCCGAUUCAUUCUCAGAAAAAGGAUACUGAAGGAAUGUGGAGAGGCAUAACCUUUUUUGUGUAUAUCAAUUGGUGUCCUUUAGAGAGUAUAGGUUGAAUUCAAGCAGUUUUCACCUGAGGAAGAUAACGCUAAAAUGAAGCAGAUAUAUUGAUCUUUUAUGCCA
Ziziphus jujuba (common jujube) is the source of this 4478-nucleotide messenger RNA. RefSeq names its product DExH-box ATP-dependent RNA helicase DExH11. Gene Ontology annotation, molecular function: ATP binding; RNA helicase activity; RNA binding. Gene Ontology annotation, cellular component: Ski complex. The coding region runs from base 229 to 4284 and encodes 1351 amino acids. The transcript is spliced from 23 exons. NCBI's taxonomy places the organism in Eukaryota, Viridiplantae, Streptophyta, Magnoliopsida, Rosales, Rhamnaceae. The record is from RefSeq and is a predicted model, not a curated record. Gene Ontology annotation, biological process: nuclear-transcribed mRNA catabolic process, 3'-5' exonucleolytic nonsense-mediated decay.